Procambarus clarkii (red swamp crayfish) is the source of this 648-nucleotide messenger RNA. The record is from RefSeq and is a predicted model, not a curated record. Lineage: Eukaryota; Metazoa; Arthropoda; Malacostraca; Decapoda; Cambaridae.
AUGGAUGAGGCGGAGGUGAGGAAGCUUCCCGCCAUGGAUGAGGCGGAGGUGCGGAAGCUUCCCGCCAUGGAUGAGGCGGAGGUGAGGAAGCUUCCCACCAUGGAUGAGGCGGAGGUGCGGAAGCUUCCCGCCAUGGAUGAGGCGGAGGUGCGGAAGCUUCCCACCAUGGAUGAGGCGGAGGUGAGGAAGCUUCCCACCAUGGAUGAGGCGGAGGUGGGGAAGCUUCCCACCAUGGAUGAGGCGGAGGUGGGGAAGCUUCCCACCAUGGAUGAGGCGGAGGUGGGGAAGCUUCCCACCAUGGAUGAGGCGGAGGUGAGGAAGCUUCCCACCAUGGAUGAGGCGGAGGUGAGGAAGCUUCCCACCAUGGAUGAGGCGGAGGUGAGGAAGCUUCCCACCAUGGAUGAGGCGGAGGUGAGGAAGCUUCCCACCAUGGAUGAGGCGGAGGUGAGGAAGCUUCCCACCAUGGAUGAGGCGGAGGUGAGGAAGCUUCCCACCAUGGAUGAGGCGGAGGUGAGGAAGCUUCCCGCCAUGGAUGAGGCGGAGGUGAGGAAGCUUCCCACCAUGGAUGAGGCGGAGGUGAGGAAGGCCAUGGAUGAGGCGGAGGUGAAGCUUCCCACCAUGGAUGAGGCGGAGGUGAGGCGGAGGUGA